Messenger RNA from Carassius carassius (crucian carp), 1817 nucleotides. It is a transcript of the gene aldh3a2a, whose product is annotated as aldehyde dehydrogenase 3 family, member A2a. Gene Ontology annotation, biological process: aldehyde metabolic process. The transcript is spliced from 10 exons. Bases 241 to 1788 code for a protein of 515 amino acids. Gene Ontology annotation, cellular component: cytoplasm. NCBI's taxonomy places the organism in Eukaryota, Metazoa, Chordata, Actinopteri, Cypriniformes, Cyprinidae. The record is from RefSeq and is a predicted model, not a curated record. Gene Ontology annotation, molecular function: aldehyde dehydrogenase (NAD+) activity.
UGACAAAACCACAAAACCGAGGUAAAAUUAUAUGAACAAAUCGUUUAGUAAACCGAUUCAAAUGAUUCGAUUCACUGAGAUGAAUCAAAUUCCCGAACUCCAAAAAGUCCGACAAACUCCUCCCACCGGAAUUACAUAACCAGAGGUCGUCGUCCUAGAAAAUCCACAUGGAAAAGACAAUUUAGACAACAGCUGAAAUAAACAAGAAUUAAUGAUCACAAUCUAGACUGACUUUCCACAAUGUCUCGGGAGCAGCAGGCUGUCCAGCAGGCCAGGAAGGCUUUCUUAACUGGAAGAUCUAAACCCCUAGACUACAGAAUUAAACAACUUCAAAACUUAAAGCGAUUCAUUAAGGAAAAAACAACAGACAUUGCCAGUGCCAUGAGAAAAGACCUCCAUAAGACUGCUAAUGCAACACAUUUGUUUGAGAUCCUUGGCUUGGAGGGAGAAAUCAAUCUGGCUGUCAGCAAGCUGGCUGAGUGGGCAGCUCCUCGUCCUGUGAAUAAAAACCUUGUCACCAUUGCAGAUGAUGUGUACAUACAGCCAGAGCCUCUUGGUGUUGUGCUUAUCAUUGGGGCAUGGAACUAUCCAAUAACAGUUACCCUGCAGCCCCUUGUGGGUGCCAUUGCUGCAGGUAAUGCUGCAGUUGUGAAACCUUCAGAAGUGAGCUCCCACACAGCCAAAGUUAUGGAGCUCCUGUCUCUCUACUUGGACCCUGAGAUGUAUCAGGUUGUGACAGGAGGGGUUGCAGAGACCCAGGUGCUGCUGAAGCAGCGUUUCGACCACAUCUUCUACACCGGGAGCAGCACGGUGGGGAAACUGGUGAUGGAAGCUGCAGCUCAUCAUCUCACACCAGUGACUUUAGAACUGGGUGGAAAAAGCCCUUGUUAUAUUGACAAAAACUGUGACAUCAGAAUUGCCUGCCGCCGCAUCACUUGGGGGAAGUACAUGAACUGCGGCCAGACCUGCAUUGCACCUGAUUACAUCCUCUGUGAAUCCAGCAUCCAAGACAAAGUGAUUAAUGAGAUCCAGAAAUGUAUCCAGGUUUGUUUUUAUGUAGAUGCUAUUGCUCUUUUGACAAUGGGACCUUUUGUCUUCAUUGUCUUAUUUAUUUUCUUGCAGGAGUUUUAUACGAAUGACCCCAAGAGCUUUGCAGACUAUGGACGAAUUAUUAACCAGCGGCAUUUUAAGAGGAUAAUGGCACUUACAGAGGGUAGCACAGUGGCUAUUGGAGGAGACAGCGAUGAAUCAGAGUGUUAUAUUGCUCCUACUGUUUUGAGGGAUGUUACACCAGGAUCUAAAGUGAUGCAGGAAGAGAUCUUUGGGCCAAUUCUACCCAUCGUUAUUGUUAACGGCUUAAAAGAAGCCAUUCAGUUCAUCAACGAACGAGAAAAGCCUUUGGCACUCUACAUUUUCUCUUCCAGUAAAAAGGUCAUUAAACAGAUGAUAUCAGAGACAUCUAGUGGAGCUCUUGUAGCCAAUGACUGUCUGGUGCAUUUCACCAUAAGUGAUUUGCCUUUUGGUGGGGUUGGGAAUAGUGGAACUGGUUGCUACCAUGGCAAAUACAGUUUCGAUCAGCUGAGUCACCUUCGCAGCUGUCUUAUUAAGAAGCUGAACAUGGAGGGAGUGAAUCAGAUGCGCUACCCACCCCAUACAACGGAGAAGUUACGCUGGGCCCGUGUUUUACUCUUGAAGCAAGUUAAUCUGGCUCGCUGGCGUCAGGUGGCUCAGGUUGCUAUGUUUGCUGCACUGGCAGCCUUUGUGGUGCAGAGGUUUUUGCGGCAAUGAGGACAACCUGAAGUUUGUCUCUUUGACCC